Molecule: messenger RNA, 2867 nt
Organism: Drosophila miranda
Lineage: Eukaryota; Metazoa; Arthropoda; Insecta; Diptera; Drosophilidae
Exons: 3
Coding region: 36-503 (155 amino acids)
Biological process (GO): regulation of synaptic transmission, cholinergic; positive regulation of voltage-gated potassium channel activity; sleep
Source: RefSeq, a predicted model, not a curated record
UAAGUAAAUAAACGAAAAACCCAAGUGCAGAGAAAAUGUCGCCGUUCAUGGAGAAAGUGUUGUUGCUGUUAGGCGUGCUCUGCUGCAUACAAGUGUCCACUGCCCUGAUGUGCUACGACUGCAACAGCGAAUUCGAUCCUCGCUGCGGCGAUCCCUUCGAGCCGUACUCCAUUGGCGAGGUCAACUGCAGCAAACAGGAGCCCCUGGAGCAUCUCAAGGACAGGUACAAGCCCACCUUGUGCCGCAAAACUGUGCAGAAGAUCUAUGGCAAGACCCGCAUUGUGCGCGGCUGCGGCUACAUUCACGACGAGCGCACCGAUGUGGAAUGCGUGCGGCGUUCGGGCACCCACGAUGUGGCCGCCAUCUACUGCUCCUGCACCAAGGACCUGUGCAACGGCGGCAACUCGCUGACAGCCCCGUGGAUGAUACUGCCUCUCGCCCUGGCCGCCGGCUGCGCGCUCCUGCUGACCUCCGGGCACACAAUAAAAGUCCAGAGCUCAUAAAUUUAGCUGGGAUUUAGCGCUUUCACACCUCCAAUUGUAUCCACUUAUUUUUGCCUUACUUUCGAUGGUUUUUCUUGGCCUGGUGCAGGUCCGGACUUAAUGCUCAUUUAGUUGCAUAAUUUAAUUUAAUUUAAUGUGUUCGUAAGUGUAAAAGAACUAACAAUAAAUUGAAAAUUAUCUUAUGGUCACGCAUGAUAAACAGCAAAAGAGCAUAACCGAACAAAAAAAACAACAAAAAAACAGCAGUUAUUGGGGGCAGUAAUACAAAUAAAUCCACAUUAUCCCUUAACAUUAUGUUCGAAAUUAAAAAAAAAAUACAGAGAAACUGCCAGUAAAUGUCUCCGCCUGAAAAAUUUCAAAACUUUAAUCCAGAAUAAAACUUGACAAAGCAAAAAAUAUAAUUAAUUAAUUUUUUUUGCGGCGAAACAUCUGAGAAGCCCAACAAGAGAAGAAACACAAAAAAAUGUAUAAUUUAACACCACGACAGAAUAGGGCAACGGCAACCCAACCCUAGAAGGUAACCCCUUCGUAUAAGCUAUGCGAAAACCCGAAGGUAAACUAAUUGAGAACAUCUAUAGAGCAUAGUAUUUGAAAUAAUUAGGAUUCCGAACUCAUAGGAAGCCAGAAAAAUGAUUUAUAUGUAACUCAAGAAAAGUAUAGGAAGGAAAAUUAAUAAAAAUAUAUAUAUACACAUAUAUAUACAUACAUUAAAUAGAAAGAAUGGGAAAACUAUUUACAAAUCAACAAGAGAAUCCAUAAAAUUAGCAACUAAAUUAUGAAAUCAUAUUUUGUCCAUUUUGAGCUUCAUACAAACAAAAACCAAAAUAGAAAACUAACAAAAUAAAUCUUCCUAAAAUUUGUCAAAAGACAAAAGACUCAUCAAACUUUAUGUCUUAUGCGCUAUAAUUUCCAUUAUCAUCAUUGAUCCGACCGGCAGGCCUCCCCCCAAAGACACACAGAUACAGAUACAGAUACAGAUACAGCAAAAGUACAGUCAACACAAAAACGGUAGCAAGAAAAUGAGCAAGGUGGAAGGAAAACACUAGCCAACACAUCACAUGACACAUUAUAUGACAGCCGUUAAGAACACAUCAUUUUGUGUAGGAAAAGCAAACUAAAAAAUUUAAUUAUAUUUAUACAUAUAUCAUCGUAUACAUAACAGAAAUUGCAUAAAAUAUAUAAAAUUAUAUUUAUUUAGUUAAAUAUUAUUAAGAAUUAUAUGGAAAGCUAAUAAAACUACAGAAAAAAACAAUAAAAAAAAAUAAUGAGAAAAGCGUGAGCAUAUGUAGAUAAACUUAAAUAAUUUUAAUUUAUAAAACAAAGAAAGAAAAAAAAACCAAAGACAAAUAACAAAACACUUGCCGUUGUACCGUAAUUAAAAAAAAAAUGGAGGAAAGGAAACCAACCAGAGAAUAAAAGAAAACAAAAUGCAAUUCUCCAACAAGUUGAAUAAUCUCAGACACGUACAUAAUUUAGAUUCGAUAUUCCAACUCUCAGAGCUCCAUUUUAUUCGUUUAUCACUGCAAUGCAAUCCAUGACAGAUCCAAAAACUUUUCAACAAAAUUCAAAAAUAAAUAAAUAUAAUAAAAAGUUUGAGAAACUCCAAUACGCAUUUGAGCACAUUCACAGAGAAACAAAACAUGAAAAAACACGCUGAAAUUGAUAAUACUCGUAUAUAAAAAAGAAAAGAUAACGACAUAAUAAAGACAUGAAUUGGCAGCGUGAAUCAUAUCAUUGAGCUUUGCUUUACCAGACACGGAGGCGGGAAGAGAUUCUAAACUAACAUUUAAACAUUUAAAUGGAAUACGAGUAUAGUAUAUGGAAGAGCAAAACAGAUACUUCAAAUUAUUAUAUGCAAUUGAGAUGUAAUAAAACAGAGUAAUAAUAACACCACAAAACGUUUGCAAAACAAGUUACUGCAACUGAAGGAAACAAAAAUAAAAACAAAAAUACAAAAUAUAUCUACAUAAAUCCCAAAAGAAAGUUUCGAGAAGUCCAGCAACAACAAAAAGAAAGAACACACACCAACAAAAUUAUGCUUUUUGCUGCGUUGCCUGAUUUGAAUGUUUUCUAUGUAUAUAUAUAUACCAAAUAUAUAUAUAUAUAUCGAUUCCAUUUCCAUUUGUUUCUUAGGUUUUUCGAACAGCAGCACACAAAAGGAAAUACAUACAUAUUAUGCAAACAGAAAUAUAACAGAACACAAAAAAAAAGACAAGACAUUAAAUGAAAAUCGAACAAGAUCUUUGAGAAAGAAUAAAGCAAAAAUUAUGUGAACUUGUUAAUUUUUAGCAUUUAAGUCUGUAAAGCUCCGCUUGUAGAUGAAAACUCAAUAAAUAAACUAAAUACAAAGGGAAAUCGAAUAAA